AUGGACUCUCCUAAAUCGCCGCCUGGUAGUGUGCGUCGCCAUGCGAGGAACAUAUCACAUCCGGCGCCCACCCGGGCGACCAAGGGUCUCCUAGAAGAGGCCACAGACGAGUGAGUGUUGCUAACUUCAUGUGUUUGCUUUUAGGCUGAUGCUGAUUACACAGUCCUCUAGCUGAAUCUUCGCCCGCUGACUCCACCUCUUCACCAUCUCAGAUAACCCAGUCAGUUCAAAGUCCGGAAUCGCAACGAUCUACACCUCCGAUACCAGAGCCGGCGUUGUUGCCACAGCCGCUCCGGCAAACAGCAAAUCUCCAAUUUCUCAAAGACCCAGGCAUCUACCACGAGCUUUUCGUUCAGGAUGUACCCAAAGCUUUCCUGGAGUCAGAGCAUCAGCCUCCUGCCAAUGCCUCUCUGCCGGACCUCCUCCAGGGCGGUCACUUCAGACGAGCUGCGGAGAAGGCCUUGAGAGAUCUGUAUGCAAGUCCAUCUGAUGCGGCUGAACACAUUCUACAGUUGCUGUACACCCGCUUGGCCUGUCUGAUCUUGAUCUCGCGACCCGAUAUGGCAGCUCAAGAAGCCAUUCCUCUCAUCGACCUCUUGGCACGGAAUCCACCCGGCGCUCAGGAUAUUGUUCCACUUAUUCCAUGGGAGCUCCGACUUUUACUAGUCCGUUUGCAAUCCAUUGGUGCUGCUGACGGUGGUAGACGCGGAAUCAUGUCGUUGUAUGCACUUGCCGGUGAAGUCCGCUCCAAUCUCCGUCGCGCGCAGGAUGCUGGUGAUGGCACUUCCAUCGCCAUGUGGAGUGCACAUUUGCAAGAUCUUGGAAUGCGCGUUUGCGAUGCUUUGGUGGAGAUGGGAGAGCUUGAGACCGCUGCGAGGCAUCUGGAUACACUCGUCGACGUGGAUGCUGAUGAAGUGACCUAUCGAAAAGCCUUACUUCGCCUACGAGUGGGGGAUUUCACCGGAGCACACCACUCUGUCGAUCGAAUUCACGAUGAAGCGAGGAAGAAAGGCCUGCAAUCUCUUUUGAGGGUUGGCGAUGGCGACUACUCGGCCGCAGUAAAGAGCUAUCAGAGUCUGAUUGCAGAAUUUCCAAGUCACGAAGAUUUCGCUCAGAACGCCGCGGUAGCAUUGCUCUACACCGGACACAUCAGCUCCGCACGCAGCGCUCUAGAAGAUCUGUCUUCACGUCUCCCAGUGUUCCCAACGCUGCUCUUCAACUUGAGUACUGUAUACGAGUUGUGUACGGACCGCGCAAACGAACGGAAGAACGCAUUUAUCGAAAGGAUCGCGGCCAGGACACCAGAUCCUCAGAGCGGCGGAUGGGAGCGCUCCAAUUUCGAGUUCAAGCUUUGA
This is a messenger RNA of Lecanosticta acicola, 1355 nucleotides long. Lineage: Eukaryota; Fungi; Ascomycota; Dothideomycetes; Mycosphaerellales; Mycosphaerellaceae. The record is from the annotation of a GenBank genome assembly.